UUCAUAAAUCCACUUCCCCAGAUUGGCCAAAAAUGGAUCCAGGAGCGACAGAAACUCUUCAUCCCUAUACUUUUGAUGGUCAAUUCAGUGAUGCAGAUGAAGAAAGUAAUGAAUGUCACAGAGAAUGCAGCACGUUACCUGCAAAUAUGGGAACACUCGUCAUUGACCAGAGUGAGCACUGGUCUUCAGAUGAGCAGCCUUCACACAAUUCUCAUGAUGAUAUCCGAGAAGAUCCCAACUCCCUCCUGCAAUUUCAUUAUGGACCAAACUUGGAUGAUGAGUAUGAUGAUGAUGAUGAUGAUGAUGAAGAUGACUAUGAUGAGGAGUAUAUGGCUAAUGUUCACCUUGGCUCUCUUCACCAAGUUUUUGGAGAGAGCAUAAUGGGCAGCAAUACGACCAGCACAUCAAAGGGAACUAAUGUGUUUCAACCUGAGCAAUUCAGCAGUCGCUUGUGCUUCGAUCAGUACAGUCAUGGCCAGUACAAGACGAGCGCCACCAACGCCCUACAGAACCAGCAGCAGAAUAGGUACAUCAAACGUGACAAAGACGAUCGCAAAACAGCAGAUAAGGUGCUGGACAAGAGGACUGCCAUGAUCAUUCACAAGUACAUCAACAACGAAGACAUCAGCGGUGUUUAUGGUUGCAUUUCUACCGGCAAAGAGGCGAACGUGUACUACUGUGCGAGUGAAAAGUAUGGUCCUUGCGCCCUCAAGAUCUACAAAACUUCUACUAUGGUCUUCAAAGACCGAGACAAAUACGUCACUGGGGACUACAAGUUUCGCCACGGCUAUGCUAAACACAACAGUCGCAAGAAAAUCCUGGUGUGGGCAGAGAAGGAGUUCAGCAACCUGCAUAAACUUUACUCUGCGGGGCUGCGCGUCCCGGAACCUCUCAAGCUGCGCUCUCACCUCCUGCUGAUGAGGUUCCUGGGGCAUGAACAAGACCCUGCCCCACUCCUUAAGGACCUGAAGAUGUCUUCGAAGGUGGCAACUGAGCUGUACUGGUCGCUGGUGCUUGACAUGUGGACGAUGUACAGAGUGUGUCGGCUCGUCCAUGCUGAUCUCUCUGAGUUCAAUUUGCUUGUUAACGAUGGUCAAAUUUUCAUCAUUGACGUGUCGCAGUCAGUGACUCCAGAACAUCCUCAUGCCAUAGAUUUCCUUAAGAAGGAUUGCUUCAACAUUACAGAAUUUUUCCGGAAGAAAGGGGCGCAAACAGUGGGAUUUAAGGAUUUGUUCCUUUUCAUUGUCGACAAGAGCAUCAGUCAUGAGAAUAAAGACGAAUGUUUUGUGAAGCUGAAACAAAAGGCUGCUGCUAGGGAUCCCAAUCUCACCAAUGAGGAGAAGGUCGAUGAAGAGGUCUUUAAGGGUGCUUUCAUCCCCCAGAACUUGGGGCAGGUGGUUGAUUUUGAGCGGGAUUACUACGAAAUGAAGAUGGGUCAACGGCACUCGGAUGAUCUGGACUACCAACCCAUUAUUGGUAUGGCUCCAGACUUGUCAUCCGCAGCUACCGUUCCUAGGAUCCUACACGGUCCUGAAUCACAUACCAAUGAUGCUCUAUGUAGUGCCUCGAGCCAGUCGUCUGCUGAUGUCGGAGCUGAUAACGAUUGUCCCAUAAAUUGUGAUGCAAAUGAUAAAAUAGAUGCUCCUCAAUACGUACAAUCUCCUAUUGAGCGGGAAGUAGGUGAAGUAAAAUUACAACUUUACUCUAAUGAAGAGAAUGAAGUUGAAGAUGUCACAAUAGAAGAGGAAUUUAAAGAAAACAAUUGUUCGUCAAAACUAAAACAUCAGGUCAGACCUAAAGGCGAAACCACGGAGGAGAAAAAGUUGAGGAAAAAGGAGGUAAAAGAAGACAAGGCUGAGAAAAGGAAAACAAAAGUUCCUAAACACGUAAAAAAACGGGCUACCAAAAAAUAAUCAGUCCUCGCGUUUUUAACUUCUGUUGUCUUGUUAUUUUAAUUUGACUGAAAUGAUCAUAUUUGUGAUCAAACUAUUUGCAAAUUGUCAGUCGCUGAACGAGUUGCCCUGUAACUUUGAGCAUUAAAAGUUCCAUUGACUGUC
Messenger RNA from Hyalella azteca, 2057 nucleotides. RefSeq names its product serine/threonine-protein kinase RIO1 (gene RIOK1). Gene Ontology annotation, biological process: maturation of SSU-rRNA. Gene Ontology annotation, cellular component: preribosome, small subunit precursor; cytosol. The record is from RefSeq and is a predicted model, not a curated record. The transcript is spliced from 12 exons. NCBI's taxonomy places the organism in Eukaryota, Metazoa, Arthropoda, Malacostraca, Amphipoda, Hyalellidae. Gene Ontology annotation, molecular function: ATP binding; protein serine/threonine kinase activity. The coding region runs from base 33 to 1913 and encodes 626 amino acids.